Rotaria socialis is the source of this 1908-nucleotide messenger RNA. The record is from the annotation of a GenBank genome assembly. NCBI's taxonomy places the organism in Eukaryota, Metazoa, Rotifera, Eurotatoria, Philodinida, Philodinidae.
AUGUUAUCACCUGCACAACAAACAAUAUCUUCUUCUUGUCCUACUCCAACUGGUGCAACCGGUACUGGACAUCGUAGAGCAGCACUUCUUUUUAAGCAUUCAUAUUCAACGGGUAGUGCUACUACGAGUAGUGUUGGUUCGCUUAAAACGCCGAAAACCGGUUCAGUUCUAUCGGAAUAUAGUGUAUUCGAUGAGCAUGAUUAUGAGAUGACACGUCAAACAAUGCGUGAUCUUAUCGAAGAAAUUCAAAUAGAGAAACCUUUUAUAAGUUUUAAUGAUAUGUUCCUUGAUCAAGAUGAUAUUGUUGGUUGUUUACUAAGAAUAUUUAAUGAAUAUGCUGAAAAUAUCAAUGGAACAAAACAAAUAAAACGUGAGCGGAUGUCAGAAUUAUUAGAAAAUUCAAAAAUAUUUAAUAAUAAAUAUACACUAUCAAUGUAUAUCGAUGAUUGGAAUAAUUUUCGUAAACAAAUGAUAAAGAAGAAGAUAUAUGAGCGAAAAACUAAAACUUUAGAUUUUUGUGGUUUUGUUCAAAUUAUUGAUAUUAUUAAAAAUCAUUUAAAUACAAAUAAAGAUGAAAUUCUAAAGAAAAUUAUUGGUUCUCAAAUUUACAAUGAUAUUAUUAAAUUAAAAGAAAUUCGACACAAAAUUCAAUAUGGUUUAUUACCAUCCAUGAAUAUACUUGUUAAUCAAUCUAGUGAAAUACAACCCAAAAUAAAUGAACGACAUUUGAUUAGGAAAAAGAAAAAGAAAAAGAAAAAAACAAAAUCAGUGUCAAGUACUGCAAAGAAAAUUAAAGCAAAAGUUAAAUCGAAGAAUAAAAAAAUCAAUUCAUUAACACGUAGUACCAAAAAACGAGACAAAUCGAGUAGGAAUAGAAAAAAUCCAGGCAUUGAUAAGAAAAAAUCAAUGCAACAGCGUGUUCAAACUUCUCCACAAGCAGAACAAUCACGAGUAUCAAUAAAAGUUUCAUCAAAAGAGGUACCGAAACUCAAAACAGUGUCUAUGUUAGAACCAUGGAUUGUACGUGAUGACCUUGAUAAUGAAUUGAAGACUAAAUUAUUUGAACUAUUUAAACUAUCUUCUGAACAGUUUGAACAUGGAUUAAUUCGACAAAAUGUAUUUAUUCAAUGGCUUCGUGCAUCACACGUCAUUCCAGAUACAUAUUCAACAAAUAUUAUUGAGGGUGUGCUAUCUGACGUAUUAGCUCGUAAUAUUAAUGUUGGUACCUAUCAGUUGAAUGUGGAAACUUUCGAAUGGAACGGCUUUAUGGACUGUAUUCAAGCAUUGGCAAACGAAAUUCAUCUAUCAUCAAACGAAUUCGUAAAAAAGAUGCUUAUAGCUGAUGAAUUUUCGCUUCAAAGAUGGCGUGUUGAAACUGAACGUAUUCCCUUGGAAGCAGGAACCGGUAAACAAACAAGUCGACCAUGGGAUUCUAAAAAGGUACUAGCUACUGUUAAUAUUAUGCGCGAUGUUAUUGAAGAAAGUCGUAAAUUACAUUUGACGGACGAUGAACGGAAACGUCUACGUUCACUUUACAAAGAAUUUGCUGCAUUUGCAUAUCGUCGUCAAAGUGCACAUUUAGAAGCGCGUUUAACAAAUUCUGUCCUGAGUAGUUGGAUGCGAGAAUGUCGAAUAUUUGAUGAUAAAUAUACAAUAAAUGAACUUGAUAAAGAUUUUAUUUCAAUAUUAGGAGAUUUUACAUUAAACGGUGUUUAUCCACAAGGUACACGUGAUAUUGAUUUUGAUGGUUUUCUUAUUUUAAUUCAAACAAUUGCUGCACAUAAACAUAUUCGAGCUGAUGAUCUUGUUCAAAUGAUUUUUGCUGGACCACGUAGUCCAUUACAAAAAGCAAGUGAAUUCAAUGAACACAUGGAUCGCACAAAAAUUCAAACAAGUCAAAUCAAAUAG